Messenger RNA from Paramecium tetraurelia, 933 nucleotides. RefSeq lists its product as uncharacterized. The transcript is spliced from 2 exons. The record is from RefSeq and is a predicted model, not a curated record. NCBI's taxonomy places the organism in Eukaryota, Ciliophora, Oligohymenophorea, Peniculida, Parameciidae. Gene Ontology annotation, molecular function: protein binding.
AUGCCAAUACUUUGGAAAUGUGUUUUAUUAGCCACUGAUUAUUAAGGUCAGAUUGUAUUAGUAUUUUGCAACGGAGAGAUAUUUACUUUUUCUUUGGUGAAAGAGAAAGACUGGCAAUGGACCUCAUCAUUGAAAGUGAUUCCCUAAACUUCAAUUACGUAAUAAGAAGACUACUUCUUAUAAUUAAAUGGGAACGGUCGUAAGUUCUUCUUUUCUCAAGUUGAUCAGAGAUAUGAGAUGAAAAUACAGAUUUGGCAGAGAGGACACAAGUGCAAUUGGACCUUUCAAUAGAGUCUUAAACUGUAUUCGCGUAGCAAGUUUCUGUCGAUAAAUUUAAGCGGAAGCAUGCUCAUGGUCGACCAUAUCAGGAACAUACUAAUAUGGGAUUACAAUCAUACUUAGCGCAAACUCGCUCGAGUGUAAUGCGUGCCUUUGGAAUCCACCAUAGCUUCUUUUCAUGAGAAUGAAAGUGUGAUUGCUGCAAAGUCCAAAUAACAUGUAGUGUUCAUAAAGAAAAUCAACCAUAUGUGGGUUAAGUAUCAGAGCAUAAAGGCGGAAUAGGAAUUCUUUAUGCAAUUCUUCAAGAAUAGAUUAAUAAUAAUGACGAUUUAUGAUCUAUUUAUGUACAAGAUGGAUGAUUCAUUGCAUUUCCAAUUGGAGAAGCAGAUAAUAUCAGGGAUUUUCACUAAAGAGCCUCAAUAAUGUUUGUUUAUGGGACCUAUUGUUAUGAUUUAAAUGCCUAGUUUGGAAAUAGAGUGCUACAAAUACGAAAAUAAUGCUUGGGUGAAGGAUAAGAAUUAUUUCAAUUCGAAUUUCUAGGCACAUCGAAUAAUGUAUUCAAAAGACUAUAAAAAGUUAUUUAUUUAUCGUAAGAGAUAUGGUGGAAUAGUUUUUGAGAAGAAAAAUGAAAUCAAAGAGAAAACUAAAUAAUGA